Messenger RNA from Lasiodiplodia theobromae, 570 nucleotides. RefSeq names its product MFS multidrug transporter. NCBI's taxonomy places the organism in Eukaryota, Fungi, Ascomycota, Dothideomycetes, Botryosphaeriales, Botryosphaeriaceae. Gene Ontology annotation, biological process: transmembrane transport. The coding region runs from base 1 to 570 and encodes 189 amino acids. The record is from RefSeq and is a predicted model, not a curated record. Gene Ontology annotation, molecular function: transmembrane transporter activity. The transcript has 2 exons.
AUGGUCUUCCUCUUCCUCUUCCAGUCGUUCAUCGUCCAGUCGUUCCAGACCAACUACAGCUUUGGCGUCAUAGCAACCGGCCUCAUCCAACUCGCGCUCUCCGUCGGCACCCUCAUCGGCACCACCGUCAACCCGGUGCAAGACACGCUCUACCUCCGCUCCUCCAAGCGCAGCAGGCAUGAUCCAGGCCUGUCUAUCCUGGAAGCGCGCCUGUCCUCGUCGGUGCCGGGCUCGCUGUUCUUCACGGCGGGGGUUGUUCUGAUAUGGUGGGUGUCGCCAUCGUCGGGCCUGGGAAUUUACAGCAUCUACCUCGUCGUCGUCAACUACCUGGCCAAGACGCGCCGCAACACGUUCGGCGCCUUCCUGCCCCUGGCCAUCCAGAGCUUGUUUCGCGAUUUGGGGUUCCAGUGGGCUGACAGAUUGCUCGGAUUCGUCAGGCUGGCGUUGAGUGCGGCGCCGUUGGUCAUUUUGUGGAAGGGCGAGGAGAUUAGGAGGAGGAGUCUGCUUAUGUGCAAGGCGACGUUUGUCACGCAAGAAGAAGAGUGGGGCAAGUCAUUGCUUGGAGCGUGA